This is a messenger RNA of Alosa alosa (allis shad), 2034 nucleotides long. RefSeq names its product NECAP endocytosis associated 2 (gene necap2). The transcript is spliced from 8 exons. NCBI's taxonomy places the organism in Eukaryota, Metazoa, Chordata, Actinopteri, Clupeiformes, Clupeidae. The record is from RefSeq and is a predicted model, not a curated record. Gene Ontology annotation, cellular component: clathrin vesicle coat; membrane. The coding region runs from base 51 to 842 and encodes 263 amino acids. Gene Ontology annotation, biological process: endocytosis.
UAACGUUCCUGGUCAUUUGCACUUCGAAAGUUUUGGAUGAGUGAAGCAAGAUGGCCGAGGAUAGCGGUUAUGAAUCAAUACUUUGUGUUAAACCAGAAGUUCAUGUUUACAAAAUUCCACCUCGAGCAACAAAUCGUGGCUAUCGAGCAGCAGACUGGAAACUGGAAGAGCCAGCAUGGAGUGGCAGAAUGAAAAUCACAGCAUUGGGAAAGAACGCUUUCAUCAAGCUUGAGGACAAGAACUCAGGAGAGCUGUUUGCACAGGCCCCGGUAGAGCAGUAUCCUGGUAUUGCAGUGGAGGCUGUGACUGACUCUAGCAGAUAUUUUGUCGUCCGGAUAGAAGAUGGAAAUGCAGGACGUCAUGCAUUUAUAGGUCUUGGAUUUGCUGAUCGUGGAGACUCUUUUGACUUCAAUGUAGCAUUGCAGGACCACUUUAAAUGGGUGAAACAGGAAUCAGAGCUUGCUAAACAAGAGGCCAUUCAGAGUGCAGCUCCCAAACUGGACUUGGGCUUUAAGGAAGGACAGACCAUCAAGAUCAGCAUUGGGAAUGUAAAGAAGAAGGAUGGAACGUCACAGGGUGGUGCCAAGGCACGCCCAAUGGGCAGUGGUCUUCUCCCUCCUCCACCUGGUGUGAAAGCUGGAGGCUUUCUCCCCCCUCCUGGAGCCCUGCAGCCUGCCCCACCAGCACAGCCCAGCUCAGCAACCCUUUUGGAGUUCGGAGGCCCAGCUGCAGCAGCUGCAGCACCAGCUCAGCCUGCUCAGGACCUCUGGGGAGACUUCACUGCUGCGGGCUCUGGUGGCUCCUCUGAGACGUCCACCAAAUCUGGAUGGGUGCAGUUUUAGCAGCUGGACUGACAGUCACUCUACAAAUGUUUUUUAGAGAACUAGUUUUUAAUCUCUCUACAUUCCCCUAAUAGAGGGAGUUUUAGGGGUAUAGAAAUUGGCACACAAUCACACUAAGCUCAGAUGAACAGUGAGUGUAUGUGUGUAUAUAUGUCCCUCACACAACACCUGCAUUAUUUGACCUUCUCUCCUUUUGUACAAGAAGUCCUAUUUUUUUAACAGAAGGUUUCCUAUGCAACCAAUCAACAGGUGACUCGACUAGACACUUCUUUUCAUAGCUUGAUUGAGUAUCAAAUAGUGCAUUCUUUUUAAGAUCUCCUUUUGAUAGAAUGUACAUAGACGGAUUAGCUGUGACACUUCUGAAUCUCACCUCAUUGGCGCUGCAGUAGCAGUUCCUAUAUGGUUAUUCUCUCACUUCGUCCAAUCAGGUGAACAUUGGUGCAUUCCAUGAUACUGUAAUAACAUUGUGCCUUUUCCCUAGACCCCUCCCUUGCUCUCAGUGGUUUAUGUUUUCUUUGCCUUGUCAGUUUUGGUUUUGCUCAUCAGAAAAUUCUUUCCUAUAUUACAUGUCUGCAGUGAAAAGGCCAGCAUAUGUGCUCUUGUGACUCGGACUGUAGUAUCUUGGUACAUGUGUCUUCUCUGCGCUGCAGGUAAAAUCAUUGUAUAGGUAGAUAGCUGAAAUAUUUUGGAUUGGGAGUGUAUGUGUGUGUUUGUGAAGAAUUUCAUAUUGUGUGGGCCAGCAAUAUUCGCUAAGCAGAUGGCAGUUUUAAUGAGAUUAGUGACUCCCACUGAACUGGAGGAGGCUGUCUCCACCAUGCACCUACUGAGCCACUGGCUAGAAUUAUGUGCACGUACAUAUGUCGUAUCUGUGCUUUGGCUUUUGUGGCUAGUACCCCAUUGAUUUGUUUAGCAAGCAGGAUUGUUGUGUGUUUUACGUGUCUCUCUGUGUGUGUGUGUGUGUGUGUGUGUGUGUGUGGUCUAGGUCAACAUGUUCUCCUUCUCUCUGCUUAACUUUUGUUAUUCCUCUUGCCUAAUCAGGUGCCUUUAAUAUUAAGUGUGUGCGUAUUAGGACAAAUGCUUUAAAUGUAUUCAAAACACUUGUUGAAAGUGCCUUCAAUACAAAAUAUAAAUUCUGUAUAAAUGUAAAGUCUCAAUAUAUUGUAAAUAAUAAACUUUUCCCUCUUGUCCCUUU